AUGUGCACAGUUUCCCAACUGUAUAAGUGCAAUAGACGGGAAACAAUUAUAAACAGUACUAUUCUAUGGUACUGCGAUGCCAAUUAUUGCUUCACGUAUAUUGAAGUGGGAUCAUAUGGUAAAUCAAGUGAUGCUGGCAUAUUCACAAAUUCUAAACUUUAUGAACGAUUAGUUGGUGGUACAUUAGGAGUUCCUGCACCAUGUGCUAUUGACGAAACGAAGGAAAAAUAUCCUUUCAUAAUAGUUGGCGAUGAGACAUUCCCCUUAUCCGAAAAUUUGCUUAGACCUUUUGGAGGUAAACAACUGACGCCUUUAAAAGAAACUUUCAAUGCUAGAUUAACCCGAGCCAGAAGAUAUAUCGAAUGGUGUUUUGGUAUUCUAGCCAACAAAUGGCGUAUAUUUCAUUGA
Acanthoscelides obtectus is the source of this 408-nucleotide messenger RNA. The record is from the annotation of a GenBank genome assembly. Lineage: Eukaryota; Metazoa; Arthropoda; Insecta; Coleoptera; Chrysomelidae.